AUGGCGGCUGGGAACGCGAAAGGUGGUUUCGCGCAUCGGAACAAAUCUGUACCCAAGAAAACAGAUGCUAAAUCACUUAAGAGGAAAAGGGGCCAAGAGGAUCUGGGGAAGUUGAAGGCUGCCAUUGAAGAGCUGGACCCCAAGUCUCCCGCUAUCAAGCAGUUCACCGACCUCCCCCUCUGCGAAGCCACCGCUUCCGGCUUGCGCGCUUCCCACUUCGAAGUCCUGACCGAUGUGCAACGAGCUGCCAUUCCUCUAGCCCUCAAGGGCCGCGACAUUCUCGGCGCCGCCAAAACGGGUAGUGGGAAAACGCUCGCUUUUCUGGUGCCGGUUCUCGAGAAGCUCUACCACGCGAAAUGGACAGAAUACGACGGGCUCGGCGCCCUCAUCAUCAGCCCGACCCGCGAGCUAGCAGUACAAAUAUUUGAGGUGCUGCGGAAGAUCGGGCGGAACCAUUUUUUCUCGGCCGGUUUGGUUAUCGGGGGCAAGAGUCUGAAAGAGGAGGCUGAGAGGUUGGGGCGAAUGAACAUCUUGGUGUGCACACCCGGGCGGAUGUUGCAGCAUCUAGAUCAAACUGCGAACUUCGAUGUCAACAACCUGCAAAUCCUGGUGCUGGAUGAGGCGGAUCGGAUCAUGGAUAUGGGCUUUCAGUCGGCCGUCGAUGCGUUGGUCGAGCAUCUCCCUACGACAAGGCAAACACUCCUGUUUUCGGCCACGCAAAGCAAGCGCGUGUCGGACCUGGCACGGCUGAGUUUGAAGGAACCGGAAUACGUAUCGGCACAUGAGGCAGCUGUGAGCGCGACCCCAACAAAUCUGCAACAAUCCUAUAUUGUGACGCCCCUGGCAGAGAAGCUCGAUACACUGUUCGGUUUUCUGCGCACCAAUCUUAAGAGCAAGAUCAUCGUCUUCUUCUCGUCGGGAAAGCAGGUUCGGUUCGUAUUUGAGAGCUUCAAGCGCAUGCAGCCCGGCAUUCCAUUACUGCAUCUCCACGGGCGGCAAAAGCAGGUGGCGCGCAUGGAGAUCACCUCCCGUUUUUCUUCGGCAAAAUAUGGGUGCCUCUUUGCCACAGACGUCGUUGCUCGAGGCGUGGACUUCCCAGCGGUCGACUGGGUCGUCCAGGCCGACUGCCCCGAGGACGCGGACACAUACAUUCACCGCGUAGGGCGAACAGCGCGGUACGAGAGCAAAGGUCGGGCCGUACUCUUCUUAGAACCCAGCGAGGAAGCUGGUUUUCUCAAGCGGCUCGAGCAGAAGAAAGUUCCAUUGCAAAAAGUCAACGUCCGCGAAAACAAGAAGAAGAGCAUCAAAAACGAGCUUCAAAGCUACAACUUCCAGUCACCCGACCUGAAAUACCUUGGCCAAAAGGCUUUCAUCUCCUACACCCGCUCCAUCUACCUCCAAAAAGACAAGGAAGUUUUCAACUUCAACAAACUCGACCUCGACGGCUAUGCCGCAUCGCUUGGCCUAGCAGGCACACCACAGAUCAAGUACCAAAAGGGCGAUGACAUCAAGCGCCUGAAGAAUGCCUCUCGCGCCGCCAUCUCCAGCGGCUCCGAAUCCGACUCGGACGACGAGGGCAAGCCCAAGAAGGACAAGAAGCAAGUCCGGACCAAAUACGAAAAGAUGGCCGAGCGCCAAAACCAAGACAUCCUCUCCUCCCACUACCGCAAGCUUCUCGGCGAGGACGGCGACGCGGCCGCCUCUGACGACGACGACGAUUUCCUCUCGGUCAAACGAGUACUCGCGGACGACGCCCAAAUCGACGCUGCCGCAGGCGGCGACGCCACAAACACCACCACAACCGAACCCAAAGUCAUCAAACUCGGCAACUCCGAACUCAUCAUCGACUCCAACCGCCGUGAGAAACUCCUCAAAUCCAAAAAGAAACUCCUCAAAUACAUGGACAAGGGUACCAAGCUGGUCUUCGACGACGACGGGGUCGCCCGCCCCGUCUAUGAGCUGCAGGACGAGGACGACUUUGCGCAGCAGGGCCCCGCCGCCGCCCUGCGCCAGCAGUUUGUCGCGGCCGAGUCCGAGAAGGUCAAGGAGGCGGAUGUGGACGAUAAGCAGGCGGCGAAGAUGCGCCGGAGGGAGAAGAGGGAGCGGCAGAAGGCCAGGGAGCGCGGGGAGGAGCUGGAGAGGGUGGGUGCUGGUGGUGGUGGUGGUGGUGUGGCGAUGUUGGAUGGUGGGGAGGGUGAUGAGGGCGACGAGGACCCGCUUGCGCUGCUGCGGUCGUUGCCUAUUGCUGGGGAGGAGAGUGAUGGUGGGCGUGGCGGUGGUGGGGAGGAUGAGGGUGAUGAUGGGGAGGUGGAACCGCCGAGGAAGAAGGCGAGGAAGUGGUUCCAGGAUGAUUCGGACCAGGAGGAGGAGGAGAGGCAGAAGAAGAAGAAGGGAGGCAAGAAGGUUAUUGAGAUGGCCGAGGAGCCGGAGAAUCUCGAGGAUCUGGAAGCCUUGGCGGCUGGGUUGCUGGAGGAUUAG
Messenger RNA from Chaetomium globosum CBS 148.51, 2478 nucleotides. RefSeq lists its product as uncharacterized. The transcript has 2 exons. Gene Ontology annotation, cellular component: nucleus. The record is from RefSeq and is a predicted model, not a curated record. Gene Ontology annotation, molecular function: nucleic acid binding; ATP binding. Gene Ontology annotation, biological process: rRNA processing. The coding region runs from base 1 to 2478 and encodes 825 amino acids. NCBI's taxonomy places the organism in Eukaryota, Fungi, Ascomycota, Sordariomycetes, Sordariales, Chaetomiaceae.